AUGGUUUGGAAAGGUGAUUAUGAUGACAAAUCUAUCUACAUAUGUUUGGCCGAGCACAGAGUGGAUGGCUACUCUACUUACGCUAUUAAAGCCGUUGAAUUGAGCGCCUUAUCUUCUUCUUCUCUGUCUUCUGGGUGCUCACUGAAGUUACGGCAAGUGGCUUACACAUCCGGCGAGGAUCUUCCGGAUAAUAUGGCCUGCGGUGUCUUCGGAUCCAAAAUUCUUUUGGCCGGUGGCACGAUAGGCGUGUAUGACCCGAUAAUAGCUACCCAGGAAGGCAGAUAUAACCCGGAAUUAGGCGGAUUCGUGCCAUGUCCGUGUACAGAAAUCCAAGUGUUUGAUACUCGAAAUCAAAGCCAAAGCCCCACCACCUUCAGGACCUUGGGGAGUUUCAUUGAAGGGAAAGCCAACCCCUUCCUCCUAGAGGUGGACGGAAAGCUGUAUGCUUUGGCUAGUUAUCCCAUACAAUCAUCUAUCAAUUCUGGGGGUUCUUCGUAUUUCGAAGUACUCGAUCCCAUUCGCGGGGUAUGGUCGACUCUUCCAUACCCGCCGGUUUUCAAUGACUAUAAUAGGACGUACGGCCAUGCUGGGCCUGGAGAUUUUUUUUGCUUUGUCGCAGGAUCAAACAUCUUUUGCACCAGUGCAUAUUCUCCCUCCUACUACCGAUUUGAUGUUGCUGAGCCCGUCAAGGGAUGGAGAGCACUCCCUCCUUGUUUCAACUCCGGGCCUUUGCCUGAAAAUAUAUUAGGCAGAACAUUCGUGGCAGACGGUGGUGAUGGGGAAUUUAUACUCUUCAGUUUUAGUUAUGGAGAGCCAGAGUAUCCUCAUCCGCAUAUACAAGUGCAAUUGCUGUCGUCUGAUUUUGGUUGUGUGACGACUCUAAACCGUGUGCUGCUGCCAACAGAUAAGAUACCUCCGGCUCCGGUAUUCCUUCCCCCUACCAGUUAUAGGUUUGUCAAUCUAGGAGGUCCAAGACUCUGCCUUCUUUUGUCCAGCUUCGAUAGUUAUGUUGAUGGGGUGGAGAAGGAGGAGGAGGAGUUGAUCGUUUUUGCCCUACAAUUUGAAUUUACCAAGAAAAAGGAUUCCUUGGAUGUCCAAUUCCUCGGUACUAACAUUUUUGUUGAAAGCGACACUGACACCCAGCGUCCUCAAGAAUCUGACAUCUAUACUGUAGAGAUGCUUGGCGCCAUUUUGUUGUAA
Molecule: messenger RNA, 1200 nt
Organism: Prunus armeniaca (apricot)
Lineage: Eukaryota; Viridiplantae; Streptophyta; Magnoliopsida; Rosales; Rosaceae
Source: the annotation of a GenBank genome assembly